CCUGACUCUUAACUCCAUAUAAACAGCCCACACAGUACAGCUGUCAAAGACCAGCAUGACACACACAGUCUGAUUUCCUUGCAGGGGGGAAAGUGGGAUGAGCUUUUACAAUUUUAUCAUGGACACGACCGAUUUCAUGCUUGAUUAUGUAUCUACGGACUAUGCAAACUACACAGAUGAUAACCAAACGUACACGGAUAUGUCUCACAAUGGACACGAAUUUUGCUCUGGAGAGAUUCUGUGCAUGUUGCUGCUGGUUGUGAAUGUGAUCAUCACUGUACUGGGGGUUGUGGGAAAUGGUGUGGUGAUCUGGAUCGCAGGUUUAAAGAUGAAGAAAACGGUCAACACCACCUGGUACCUCAGCCUGGCCAUUUCUGACUUCAUAUUCUGUGCCACAUUGCCCUUCAACACCUUUUACAUAGCCACAUCUGACUGGAUCUUUGGACUUUUCAUGUGCCGGUUCACCUCCUUCGUGAUGUUCCUCAACAUGUUCAGCAGCAUCUUUCUUCUCGUCAUCAUCAGUGUGGAUCGCUGCAUGACUGUCAUGUUCCCUGUUUGGGCACAGAAUCAGCGUACCAUAAGGAAGGCUUCAUUGAUAGUCCUUCUUGCAUGGGUUUUAUCAGUGUCCUUGAGUAUCCCGUCCACUAUUUUCCGUGACAUUCAGCACCACCUAGGCAGAACCCGGUGCCACAAUAAUUACUUUAGCCAGGACAGCCACAAAUCUAUAGCCAUCUGCCGGUUUAUUUUUGGGUUCCUUAUACCUUUCCUGGUCAUCGUUGUCUGCUACUCAGUCAUUAUAUUCAAGCUGAGAAGCAACCAGAUGGCGAAGUCCACAAAGCCGUUCAAAAUCAUGACCGCUCUCAUCGGGACUUUCUUCAUCUGCUGGCUGCCGUACCACACAUUUGUGCUGGUUGAACUGAACCAGAGCCUCCCCAAUGACAUCAUAGCCUUUGGGCUCAAGAUCGGAACCGCAGUCGCUUCAGCUAACAGCUUCCUCAACCCAAUUCUCUAUGUCUUCAUGGGCAAUGAUUUCAGGCAGAAGUUUAAGAACUCCAUCCUGUCUAAGAUCGAGAAUGCAAUAGGAGAAGAAGGGCGCACCAUGAGCCGCUAUUUAUCCCGUUCCAGUUCUAUGGAUGCCAGAGCAUCGACUCACAUCUGAUUUGACCUGAAAAUAUAAAACCGAUAGAAAAUCACGUCCUGAUUCAUUUGUACAUACGAUAUAUCAAUAGGUCAUAUUCUGGUGGGAAAUAUACUUUUUGAACAAUCUUUUGGUCUCAAAGUGAUUCUGUUAAAUUCAGUGUUAAUUGUAUAGCACAUUUAACAAUAUGUAUUGCCACAGAUCAGCUUUACAGAAAUUCAGCUGUAGAUUUAGAUCCCUAAUAAACAAUCCAAAGGGGCAAUAAAAAAUAGAUUCCUUUAGAUGACAUGAACAAACUUUCCCCGAAAUGGUAACCCAUUCUCCUCUGGGUGACACACCAGUUAAACGGAUCAUGAAGUGUAGCUGGUUGGAUUUGCACAUGUAUUAUGAUAUGAAGAACUGGAAGUCAGUAGAAGUUGCUUGCUGAGCUGUCAAAAACUGAUGCAGUGAAAGUAUGUACCUUUAGAAUGUGGACAAGAAAUAUGGACAAAAAAGACCUGCUAUCAAAGGAGGAAAAAGAAAUCACGGUAGGAACUGCACUUGCUCUUGUUCUAGUAUGUAUUUUAAAGGAGUAAGUGUGAGGAUGUCAGUGUGAGGUGUAAGUGUGAGGAUGUAAGUGUGAGGAACCUGUUAAUCAUGCUAACCGUUAAUCAAUUUCAUUUGUACUCCAUCUUUUUUGUUAAUUGUCCAAUGAUCACUGUAUUAUCUUACUAAUAUGUUAUUGGUUGCGUCAAUGGCAAAAUGUAAUAAAAACAUAGAUCAUAAAAAGUAAA
Ictalurus furcatus (blue catfish) is the source of this 1911-nucleotide messenger RNA. RefSeq names its product chemokine-like receptor 1 (gene cmklr1). Gene Ontology annotation, biological process: chemotaxis; phospholipase C-activating G protein-coupled receptor signaling pathway; positive regulation of macrophage chemotaxis. The coding region runs from base 98 to 1159 and encodes 353 amino acids. Gene Ontology annotation, cellular component: plasma membrane. Gene Ontology annotation, molecular function: G protein-coupled receptor activity; complement receptor activity. The record is from RefSeq and is a predicted model, not a curated record. NCBI's taxonomy places the organism in Eukaryota, Metazoa, Chordata, Actinopteri, Siluriformes, Ictaluridae. The transcript is spliced from 2 exons.